Salpingoeca rosetta is the source of this 858-nucleotide messenger RNA. RefSeq names its product phosphoadenosine phosphosulfate reductase. NCBI's taxonomy places the organism in Eukaryota, Choanoflagellata, Craspedida, Salpingoecidae. The coding region runs from base 1 to 858 and encodes 285 amino acids. The record is from RefSeq and is a predicted model, not a curated record. Gene Ontology annotation, cellular component: cytoplasm. The transcript has 3 exons. Gene Ontology annotation, molecular function: phosphoadenylyl-sulfate reductase (thioredoxin) activity.
AUGCGUACGCUGGAGCUACUGGAGCGGGUACAGGCCAAGUAUGGGCGGCAGGUUGUGCGCUAUCGUCCAAUGACAGCGCAAACGCGGGAAGAGUUUGAGGAUCUCUACGGAGAAGAGCUGUGGCAGCGCGACCCGGAGCUGUAUCAGUACAUGACCAAAGUGGAGCCGACGGGGCGGGCGCUGCGCGAUUACGGCGUCAACGUGUGGAUCACGGGUCGCCGCCGGUCCCAGGGGGCGGUGCGAUCACAGCUGCACGUGGUCGAGCGCACCAAGGACGGCCGCUUCAAGGUCAACCCAAUGGCGUUCUGGCCCUUUGAGACGGUGCAGGCGUACAUACGCGAGCACAACGUGCCGUACAACGCGCUGCUUGACCAGGGGUACAAGUCCAUUGGGGACGUGCACUCGACAGUUCCUGUUGGCAGCGAUGCACCGGAGCGAUCGGGCCGGUGGUCCGGCGACUACAGGACCGAGUGCGGCAUGCACACGAUGCUGGAGACGAUGGGGUGCGACGACCAGGCGGGCAGCACCACCAGCACCGCAACCAGCAGCGGCAUUGUGUCGGCAUUCUCGUCCAUGCUCUCGCUCGCAGAGCACAACAGCUCUCCACCGCCACAACAACAACAGCAGCAGCAGCAGCAGCAUCAUGACAGUGAUGGUGGUGAUGGCGAUGAUGGCGGUGUUGAAUUGCAUGUGGGCAAGAGUGCAAUGGGUACGGGAGUGCAACAGGCAGCUGUGCACGCGCAGGGUAGCAUGGCAAGCAAGGUUGGCGGUGCUGGGCGGGGAGCAAGUGCUGCCGAUGGUGAUGGGACCCAGGCAGACGCGGGUGCACGGCAGGAGGCGGCUGCAAUCUCAGACUAG